Mucor mucedo is the source of this 3453-nucleotide messenger RNA. RefSeq lists its product as uncharacterized. The transcript has 8 exons. The record is from RefSeq and is a predicted model, not a curated record. Bases 1 to 3453 code for a protein of 1150 amino acids. Lineage: Eukaryota; Fungi; Mucoromycota; Mucoromycetes; Mucorales; Mucoraceae.
AUGAAUGCACAGGGCAAGAAUUACGAGAGUUGUUUACAUUACAAAGCUGUUGCCCAAGGAGCAGAAAAGAUUUUGCUAGAAGAAACAGAAUAUUGGGGUAAAGACUUAAACAUCUCAAAGUCUCACUUUUUUUAUGUGUUUACUCUGCCUGCCAAUUGGGAUUAUGAUGCUCGGGAGAAGUUGAUUCGACCUCUAUUUAUUCAAGCUGGCUUAAUAGAAACUGAUGAUCAUGGCCGGCUAAUUUUUUUUACGCGACUAGAAGCAAACUUUCAAUUACUACAUGAUUAUGGAAAAGUAGGAACUGAAAACGGCAGACAAUAUAUUUUGUGUACAGUAGAGCAUAAGGAUGAACCUCGUGUAACUUUAGAAUUGUUCGCAGCUCGGUAUCCUUCCUUCACGUCAGUCGAAAGCAAAUAUGUUCCACAGCUAUUAAAAUCAACAUCUUUUACGGUUCCUCUUACUAUAAAAGAAAGAAAAGAACGGAUCAGAGCAUACCUGGAUAAAAAAUUCAAUACCGCACUUCCAGCAGAACUAUGUAAGGUACUGAUAAAUAGGAGUUUCUUUGUUGACUAUACGGACAAAGGUCAUGUUUCUGGAAAUUGUUGUGGCAAUAGUUAUUCUUCCAACUACUACUUUAAUCAUUAUAAUUUCAAUAAUUACCAUUCCAGUGACUUAAACACCAAGGACUAUUUUAACAAUAGCCUCAAUAACACAGACUACGAGGAUGAUGAUCUCAUCAGUAAUGAACAUAGCUAUGAUUCCGAAAACAACGACUCCAACGACGUUUUUACAGGGGACUACUCUGUCGACUUUUACCAUAAUGACUAUUUUGAUGAUUUAAAAAACGUUGACCAUAAGGACCACAAUAAUGGUGAUAAUCCCGACAAUAACAGUCUUGAGCCCGAUAAUGACAGCGUUGAGCCCGAUAAUGAAAGUUUUGAACCCAAUAAUAACAGUAUUGAGUUCGAUAAUAACAGUCUCUAUUCUGGGAACAGCAAUCACGAUGAUAUAGACUGUAACGACUUAAUCAAUGACACUGAUUUCGAUGACGAUAAUGACAAUCUCAGACACUACAAAUCCAAUGACUGUGAUUUUGUAGAGUAUCAUAACGUCGAAGAAGACUAUGGUAUCGAUGAAAGGCUUUUUUUAGAGAAGUGGUCGCUUCAAAAGUUUCUAGCACAUAAUCCUUUUAAGAGUGCGCAUUACGGAUCGUAUGAAAAUCAUAACGCAUCUUAUGCAAAGUAUAAUUUGGAGCAGAGCAACAUUGAUUUUAUUGAAUCAGUAACUAUCAAAGAUAUAUAUGAAGACUUUCCCGAAAUUUCCGAAACAACAUUUACAGAUAAAAUGAAUUCCAUGUUUCAACACUCAGACAAAGCCAAUAUUACAGCAAUACUAAUCCAUACAGUAGAUAGGACGCCAAUAUGGGACUGGAUUUUUUUAACGAAACACAUCGAUAAAUGGGUUCAAGCAUACGGCGAGCAACAAAGACGAUGUAAAUUGAUGACAUUUAUAGAGGAUGAUGUUGAAUGUGUAAAUUUGAAAUUAAGUGCAUUCGAUAGAAUGAAAGGCUGCUCAAAUUUAGUGAUAAAUCCUAUAAAGGAAUCUAACAAAAACAGAGACCCAGCAAUAACAUCUGCAAAUUUAAAAGAUAUAUGGCCAGAAGAAUCUUUAAGACCCGUUCACUUUAUUAACAUAGACAUUCUGCAAACAGAGGUUAAAGUUAUUUUUACUUACGUCUAUGAAAAUAACAAUACUGAAAAACCUGCAAAAAAUAUUCAAUGUAAUCUAAAAUCGCUAGACAGCUUUAUCGCUUGUUCAAAAUUGGGACAAAGACCGUCGCUUCGUAUGACCAAUAGGACGAUGCUAUUUGUAGAAUGUAUUUUUGGCGACUAUCUUAAACGAUAUACAGACAUUGAUCAAAGGAAAGAUAUUAAAGACUUGUUUAUGUGCCCUGGAUCAAAGAGGCUCGAGGAACUAUUAGAAGAAAAUUUAGACAAGCAAUAUGGGACUGAUUGGAGGGACAAAAAUAUUGGCUUCGCUGUAUCUAUUGACAAGAACAUAUUAGACCGUUUUUUCUACUCUAAGGAAAAUUUGAAUGAAUUAUUUUUUGCCAGUGGAUUUCUCCAAAAAAACAACAAUCAUCGUAAGGCGAAAAUUUCAACAUAUGCCGAAGAAAUUUUACCCGCGAUUCAACAAAAGCUCAAAAGUUUAAAAUUUGAAAUGAAGUCCUACUUUGUGAUCGCUCAAACACACCCGACGUAUAUUCAGCUCACUUUGCAUCAAGUCGUUAAGUCCUCCUCUAAUGGAGAAGAUGCAGCUACUAUCAUUAUCGAAGAUAAAAUUAUACAGAUUGAGGAUGUAUAUGACGCCAUGUGUAAGCAGAUUUGGAAAACAUUGGUGCCUUGGGGUCAUAUCAAUUAUUGUGACAUUCACAAAAACAAUGUAAACACGUCUCAAGAUUUGGGAUCAGCAGAAAUUUAUAAAAGUAUUUGUCAAGUAUUAAAACAAUUUGUGCUCGAAAUCUUCAAAACAAACAACGAAUUCCUAGAUAUGGACGCCAAAAAAGAGAUGAAUAUAAGUAAUACAUGCUCAAGUAGCACAUGCUCAAGUAGCACAUGCUCAUGUAAUAUGAGUCUUUCUCUACGCAACAUUAUCGAUGUUGGUUUAAGGCCAAUAAUACAAAAAAUAACAACAAUCACAGCAGCUGCAUUGACUAACACUGAACUAUUUCGAUUUUACGAAGUCAGCUAUCUAUUUAUACUAGGGAAUCCAUUCAGUCUAUCUCCCAAUUCCAUGAUUUACAAAAUGUAUAAUGUUUUGAUUCAAGAAGCAAUUGAUAUUAGUAUCGAGUCAAAAGAAAAGGAUACACAGGGGUUUGUUCUUUUAGAAUCUUUUGACCAAUUAUUGAUCCCAGUUACCCACAACAAGCCAUACUUGUUUCACAAUUUUAUUUCAGGAAAAAUAGUUCAGGUAGCAAGAGAAACUUAUGGUAUACGGCUCAAUCAAUUAAGAUUUCAAUUCCAUCCUUCAUUUUACCGUAUAAAGUGUGAUGGCUCUCAGGAAACCAAAAUAGCCGACGAAGGCACCUACUUGGUAGUUCUUCAAAAAGGACAGGAAAUUCCUAUAACAGGCCUAGAUAUAAGGAUUGGUCUAGAUUCCACAUUUAGGGAGGGUCUGUCAGUGGAAAUUAUCGGAGUACAAUAUCCAAGUAAAGUCGUGGCGAAUGAACCAAUUCUUUUGCCGGAAGAUUCUGCAGGUAUCAUGUCAACACUACACGUCGAAAAAAGAGAAGAAGCAUCAGCACGGCAAAUAAUUGUGCAAUUUAAGCACAUCAACUAUAAAAGUUCUCUUCAAAUAUCACUUAGAGAGACAGGUGGAGGAGUUGGCUGUUCUACAGAAUACCCGAUACAGAAAUUAAAUAUUGAAGAACCUUUGACCCUUGCCUAUAUUUGA